Colletotrichum gloeosporioides is the source of this 468-nucleotide messenger RNA. RefSeq lists its product as uncharacterized. The record is from RefSeq and is a predicted model, not a curated record. NCBI's taxonomy places the organism in Eukaryota, Fungi, Ascomycota, Sordariomycetes, Glomerellales, Glomerellaceae. The annotation marks the transcript as partial. The transcript has 4 exons.
AACCAUAUCACGAGGUCGUAUACAUGUUUGCUUACUGUAACGGUCGUCAAAGUGUCGAGCCUCGUUCCUCUUACCAUUAUCAAGGGCGCUGGCCACGAGUUCAUCCCCCUCCCCGAGGGCGAGAACGCCACCGUUGCCGACUUCCACUCGAUCCGCACAAAGACCACCGACUCUCCCGCCCACUUCACGUCGGGCUUCUACAAGAUUGUCGCCGGCCCUUCCCGCCCCGCCCACUACACUUUUGAGGAGACCAAGUACGUCCUCAGUGGUCAGAUCGAUAUCUUGGACGAAGCUACUGGAAUUACUCACCACCUUGUCCCCGGCGACUUUGCCUUCUUCCAUGUUGGAUCGAAGGUCCAGUUCUCCACCAAGUCCGAGGGCCUUGCCUUUUACGCGGUUACCAGGCCUGUGCGAGUUGCUCACCCAAAUCUUGUUGGUAGAGAGGAAGAUGUGAAAUCUAAGCUUUAA